AUGUCCGGCGCAAGGCAUUGGGAGCAAGAUAAAGAGGCUACUGUCUAUAUUGGUAACCUCGAUGAACGGGUCACAGACAGCCUGGUAUGGGAGUUGAUGCUGCAGGCCGGGCGCAUCGUUAACGUUCACCUACCGAAAGACCGAGUCACCCAGUUCCACCAAGGCUAUGGAUUCGUCGAGUUUAUCAGUGAAGAGGACGCGGAAUACGCGUCCCGAAUCAUGAAUGGCAUUCGUCUCAACGGGAAACCAAUCCGCGUGAACAAGGCAUCUGCCGAUAAGCAGAAGUCGGUGGAAAUUGGCGCAGAGCUGUUUGUCGGCAACCUGGACCCUAUGGUGACUGAACAGGUUCUGUAUGAUACAUUCAGCCGCUUUGGCAACUUGAUUACACUACCCAAGGUUGCGCGAGAUGACAACAACCUAUCAAAGGGUUAUGGGUUCGUUUCUUUCAGUGACUUUGAGUCUUCGGAUGCUGCUAUCACCAAUAUGAGUGGUCAGUAUCUCAUGAACAAACAGGUCUCGGUACAGUAUGCCUACAAGAAGGAUGGCAAGGGAGAGCGACAUGGUGAUCAGGCCGAACGACUGCUGGCCGCACAAGCUCGCAAACACAACGUUCAACCACCAACGCCAUCGAUACCGCCGCAAUUUUCGGGCCCGGGGACUCCCAUGGCUCCUGCAGUCGCUACUAAUGAUAACCCGCGACCAUUGAGCACAGGCCCGCCUGAUCUAGGUAUGGGCAGAGGCGUUGCUUCACCAAGCGUUGGCUUCCAGAAUGCGCCACCUACACAUCCCAGCCGGCCCGUCCCUGUUCCCACUCCUUUGGCCAACCCCCCGCCCGGUUUGCCAGCGCGACCUCCCCCAUCCCAGGCGGGCUAUGGUGGCCCACAAGCCUUCAUACCACCGAGCUUUACUCACAAUUCAGGCCAGCAAGCCCCGUUCCCGCCCCAAGCGGCGCCUCCGCCCGGCUUUGCUCCCCCAGGCUUCGGUCCUCCUGGGGGUGCUCCUACAGCACCCCCGCCGUUGCCUCCGGGCUUUCAGCAGGGCGGUUAUGGUCGGGGCCGCUGA
Molecule: messenger RNA, 1062 nt
Organism: Aspergillus melleus
Lineage: Eukaryota; Fungi; Ascomycota; Eurotiomycetes; Eurotiales; Aspergillaceae
Gene: sap49
Product: U2 snRNP complex subunit HSH49
Exons: 3
Coding region: 1-1062 (353 amino acids)
Biological process (GO): positive regulation of mRNA splicing, via spliceosome
Cellular component (GO): nucleolus; U12-type spliceosomal complex
Molecular function (GO): RNA binding
Source: RefSeq, a predicted model, not a curated record